AUGAGUGCUCUAGCAACAUCAGGGCUCUUCUUCAAGGAUGGCAAAAAACGAAUUGACUACAUCUUAGUUUAUAAAAAAUCCAAUCUCCAAAUAGAAAAAAGGAGCACUUUUGAAAAGAACCUGCGUGCGGAAGGACUGAUGUUAGAAAGAGAGCCAGCUGUUACAAGCCAUGAUAUUAUGUUUGUUAAAAUUCACUGUCCUUGGGAUACACUGUGCAAGUAUGCUGAAAGGAUGAACAUCAGGAUGCCUUUCAGGAAAAAAUGUUAUUACACUGACUGGAGGAGCAAAACCAUGGGCAGUCUGCAGAGGAAUAUGAGGGAACUGAAAAGCUGGUUGCCCAGAAAUCCAAUGAAACUUGACAAGGAAGCACUACCUGACCUGGAAGAAACAGAUUGCUAUACAGCACCCUUCAGUCGAGCACGCGUACAUCAUUUUACAAUCAACAACAAAGACAGUUUCUUCAGCAAUUCCACAAGAAGUAGGAUAGUACACCAUAUGCUGCAGAGGACAAAGUAUGAAGAUGGCAAAUCAAAAAUGGGCAUCAAUAGAUUACUCAGCAAUGGAACAUAUGAAGCUGCAUUUCCACCUCAUGAGGGAAGUCAUAAAAGCAGGCAUCCCAUCAAAACUCAUGGAGCUCAGAAUCAUCGACAUCUUUUAUAUGAACGGUGGGCACGGUGGGGGAUGUGGUACAAAUAUCAGCCUUUGGAUUUGAUCAGGCGAUAUUUUGGAGAGAAAAUUGGCCUUUAUUUCGCUUGGUUGGGAUGGUAUACUGGGAUGCUUAUUCCAGCGGCACUUGUUGGGCUGUUUGUUUUCCUUUAUGGAUUAUUUACGAUGGAUUCUAGUCAAGUAAGUGUAGAGAUUUGUGAGGCGAACGAAACCAUCAUGUGCCCUAUGUGUGAAAAGAAUUGCACACUUCAAAAACUGAAUGAAAGCUGCAUCUAUGCAAAGGUAAACUUUUAAAUUAUAAAUUUAAGCACACUGUUUUUCAUAUUACUAAUGGUUUUCAUAGCUACAGUUUUCUUAGAGUUCUGGAAAAGGCGGAGAGCUGUGCUAACCUAUGACUGGGAUCUAAUAGAUUGGGAGGAUGAAGAGGAAGAGCUUCGCCCCCAGUUUGAAGCAAAAUAUUCCCAAGUGGAGCGAGUCAAUCCCAUAACAGGAAAGCCUGAACCUUUUCAACCAUUCCCUGACAAACUUAGUCGACUGAUGGUGUCUGUGUCAGGAAUAUUCUUCAUGAUAUCAUUAGUACUCACAGCUGUAUUUGCAGUUGUAGUAUACCGCUUGGUGGCUAUGGAACAGUUUGCCUCUUUCCAGUGGUAUUUUAUCAAAAAGUACUGGCAGUUUGCAACAUCAGGCACAGGAGUCUGUAUCAACUUUAUGAUCAUCAUGUCUCUUAAUGUUGUAUAUGAGAAGGUUGCCUAUCUCUUAACAGAUUUAGAACAUCCUCGAACAGAUUCAGAGUGGGAAAACAGUUUUGCCUUGAAAAUGUUUCUCUUCCAAUUUGUCAACUUAAACAGUUCUAUUUUCUACAUUGCUUUUUUCCUUGGAAGAUUUGCUGGACGUCCCGGAAAAUACAACAAACUUUUUAACAGAUGGAGACUGGAAGAGUGUCAUCCUAGUGGCUGCUUAAUAGACCUCUGCCUGCAAAUGGGUGUUAUCAUGGUUUUAAAGCAAAUGUGGAACAACUUCAUGGAACUUGGCUAUCCGUUGCUACAAAACUGGUGGUCACGACGCAAGAUCAAGAAAGGAGGGCAGUUAUUGGAGCAUAAAUUUUCUCUACCUCAGUGGGAAAAAGAUUGGAAUCUACAGCCAAUGAAUCUUCAUGGUCUGAUGGAUGAGUACUUAGAGAUGGUUUUACAGUUUGGCUUUACUACCAUCUUUGUAGCUGCUUUUCCACUGGCUCCUCUUCUGGCAUUGCUCAACAACAUUAUAGAAAUUAGACUUGAUGCUUAUAAGUUUGUUACACAGUGGAGGCGGCCAAUGCCUGCAAGAGCGACGGAUAUAGGAAUUUGGUAUGGAAUACUUGAAGGAAUAGGAGUCCUGGCUGUAAUCACCAAUGCUUUUGUUAUCGCCAUUACUUCUGACUAUAUCCCACGAUUUGUUUAUGCCUACAAAUACGGCCCUUGUGUUGAUCAAGGAUACAGGCAGGAAAAAUGUUUGAAGGGAUAUGUCAACAGUAGUUUAUCAGUAUUUGAUCUGAGUGAGCUUGGCAUGGGAUAUUCAGGAUACUGCAGGUACAGAGAUUAUAGAGCACCUCCCUGGAGUUCAACACCUUAUGAGUUUACCUUGCAGUUCUGGCAUGUUCUAGCAGCUCGAUUGGCCUUUAUUAUAGUAUUUGAGCAUCUCGUUUUUGGAAUAAAAUCUUUCAUUGCCUACUUAAUACCAGACAUGCCCAAAGAUUUGUGUGACAGGAUGAGGAGGGAGAAAUAUUUAGUUCAGGAAAUGAUGUAUGAGGCGGAAUUAGAGCAUUUGCAGAGAGAACGGAAAAAGAAUGGCAAACAGUAUCACCACGAAUGGCCUUAG
Messenger RNA from Gekko japonicus, 2520 nucleotides. It is a transcript of the gene ANO3, whose product is annotated as anoctamin 3. The record is from RefSeq and is a predicted model, not a curated record. Gene Ontology annotation, biological process: chloride transmembrane transport. The transcript has 23 exons. Gene Ontology annotation, molecular function: chloride channel activity; protein dimerization activity. NCBI's taxonomy places the organism in Eukaryota, Metazoa, Chordata, Lepidosauria, Squamata, Gekkonidae. Gene Ontology annotation, cellular component: plasma membrane.